AAAAUUAUUACAGAAUUCGAGCAGACGACUGACGUUGGGCGGGAAGAUCUGUCAAAAUGAAAACAUGGUUUUAUACCUCGGAUUGAAUUAUUUAGAGCAGGCCAUUUCUGAGAAAAGAAGUUUGCUGGAAAAGUGUUUGAUUGUAGUUCCUCAACAUCUGGACAAUGUAGAGGCAUAUAUACACAAGGGAAAACUUCCUGAUGACAAAUACAGGUUUCCAUGGAAAAGAGCAAAAAAGGAUGAUGAGUUCUUAAUUCAGGAAAGUGUCAACAUUGUUUCUGAUGCUCAGCUCUUGGUCAAUAAAGAUGACAUAAAAUUAGAUGUUGCCUCCUUUUCAAGCCAAGAAGAAAAAGUAAACACACCAGUCUAUCUGAAAGUGUUAACUUUGACCUGAAUUGUGAUGUCAUUCCUAGUUCAAACCCAAGUACACAGGAUCUAUUCACUCCAGAUGAGUUCUUUACAGAGCAAAACUUGUUCCAGGAAACAUUUGAAAAAGAAAAUCUUCACCAUUUUUCUUCAAAUUGUGAAAAUUUGAAGAUUGAAAGUAUAGAGAUUACAGGUGAAGCUGUUGCUGCCACUCAACAAAAUGUACCAAACUUGUCACUCCUUGCGUCAAAGCUCAAAACUAUUCAUGUCAAAGAUCCGUUUCUUCAAGAACCCGGCAAUCCCUUAACAGAAGACACCAUAUUUGGGAAUGAGAAAGGCUUUAGCAAGGAGAUACCAGUUUCCAUUCUUAAUACUCCCUGUGAUGAUGGCAAUUUUAAAGAAACGUUCCAAAAAGUGACUGAACCAUCUACUUUAAAGGCUGAGCUGGAAGAUGUAAUUACAGCCCAUCAAGAGUUUAUAGAUUCUGAUUCCAUUAAUUUGAUGAAGUCUGAAUUGCUGUCAUCUGUCAGAGGGAAAUAUACAACAGUUAUUCUGACAGAAAAGGAGCGAGACGUAACAUCCGUUGUAUCAAAGCAUGUUGUGAGACCAGAACAAAUAUGCAUACCAACUAUUGAAAAGUUUGACAACCCACCAGUUACUAAAAUGAACACAUCAUUCUUGGAGAUAAAUGAAAUAAUAGUUACAGAGCAUGAUAGACAAUGUGAAAGAGCCUUACUAGACAGUCCAAUGGUAAAUGGAUAUUCCUCCAAUAUAAGCUAUAGUGAAAGUCCUUUACCUCUUCCAGGAAGGCAUAAACUUGAAAUGCCGUCAUUUGAUAAAUGUUUGAUUAGUGCAGAGAAGAAAGAAAUUUUGAUUAAAAAACUUUGGCAAAGUCAAAAGUAUUGUGAUGAGAUACAAGCAUCAAGAAUUCCAGAGCCAGAUUUAUCAAAUGAGGUAGAAGACAGAGAGCAUGCUAUUAAACAGUCUAAGAUGAUAUUGAAGGUUAAAUCUGAUACAAGUACUGGGACUUCUGAUUUGAAAUUAAAUUGGGAGAUCAGCAGAUACACAGAGGAGAUAACAGACUCAUGUAAACUAAUUGUUCCAUUCUGUAAAGACAACAUCAUUGAUGAUGAACCAUUAAAAGAUGUGGAGCCAAUAGAAAAAUUCUCAAGUAGAGACCUUUAUGAUUGGAAAGAUGAAGAAAUUCCACUCAAAGAUGGUAAAGACAAGAAAAUUGGUGCUGCUGCUGAAAAACAGGUUAGAUGUCUCAAGCCACAAAAGAUAACUGGUGAUGUCAAUCAAGAACCAAUGUCAAUUCAGACAUUUUCAGAUCCACUGGGCAACUUCAUGGUCCUACGUUCCAAGAAGACAGCAGAAAAAUCUGUUAACCAAACAAAAGAGAACUCGGUAUGUGACACCAAACUGCAUGAACCUGAAAAGAACUUUGGUUGUGAUAGAAACCAAGUAGUGGGAGGUGCAAUAAAGUUGAAGCAAAACUUUGAAUCCAAGAAGAGAGCAAAACAUCAUGUUGUGAAAAUCAAGUUAUCAGAAGAUUAUCAGCACAUCCUGGAUAUAUUAGAAUCAGCAUCUGAAAAUUGCAUAAAUGUAUUGAAGCAAGCUGCUGAAAUAUCACAGAGUUGUACAUUUAAGACAAUAACACCAGACAUUUCAAGAUAUUUGCUUAAACAGAAAGAGAAGAGUUUGGCAGAUCAUGAUCAAGAAAAUUCCUCUGAUGAACUCUACAAGAUGACUGUAAUUCUUCAUGGUCUUGUUAUGGCAUCUGAAAUAACAGUCAACUGUUGCCUUGAAUCAGGCAUAGGAUGUCUGAGUGCACUGCAAGAAAAAUACAAACAUGUUAUUGGAUCCAACUUGGAUAGCACAAGACAAGUUUUGUUUGAACUUAAAGCACAGUUUUAUGAGAAGAAAAUUUAUCAUCCAAAAGUUGUGACAUUAUGCAGAGAAAUUGAAACCUGGCUAAAGAAAAAGAGAGCAAAAACAAAAGAUUCAGAGCAAAAGAUCUUAGUUCUGGUACAGAGGGACAUACCUAGUUUGCUGAGUUGUUUGAAAAAAGCAUUAAACCUUGGUAAUUUGCUAAGUCCUUGCAUAUUGUCUUCAUCUGAAUCAGAACAUAUAAUAGAUAGCUUAGAUAAACAUAAUUGUGUAAUUGCACCUACAAAGAUGGUUUGUGAAAAUUUCCCAUGGGCGCAGUUCAGCCUUGUGGUAGAAUAUGAAAAUGAAACAUCAUCACAAUGGCAACAACUUUGUGAGAGGCAGCAUAUACGACAUAUUGGACUUUGUAUACAGUCAGACAAACAUAAAGAUACAACAACUUUGACUUUGGAAUGUCCUGAAGAACAGAUAUGUCUAAUUGGAUCUCAAAAAGUUGUACAGAGCAUUGAACUUCUACAACUAUUGGAAACAAGACAUAACAUUCUUCUGCUAGUGAGAGAUUAUAGCCUGAUAGGAGGUGCCAAGCAUUUGUUCUUUUCUGAUAUUGAUGUUGAUGCAAGCACAGGAAUUGUCUUAGAAGACAUAAAAGACUUGAAUGAUGAUUGUGCUGUUCAAAACCUUGUUACAAAGAUGGUGGCUCUUAGUUUGAAAUAUGUCAACUGCUGGUUAAUCUUAUUUGCAAACACCAAAACUGGAAGCUACCAGUAUCCAGGCCAUGUCAUAAAUAAUAUUGGUAGAUUACAGGCUGCAGUUGCAAAUUUUGUAGACAAAUCCAGUUACUUUAAAGCAAGGAUAUUGUUUUGUGAAGGUUGCAGUGAGGUGUCCUCUAUAGUUCGAAGCAUUAGUGAGAAUUGUAUGGCUCUCAGCAAAACAAAAGAACAGUGGUUAGAUAGGACAUGGCUGAGGGAUGAAAUUCAACAGGAUGAAAGGGCAUUACUCAUGCUUCCCUGUCUUAGUUCAUUCAGCUCCCAAUUACUAUUGAAAAAACUUCCUUUAGGAAGGAUUUUCAAGUCAUCAAUGGUUGAUCUUCAAAGAGAUGUUUCAGAAAUACCUUCUUCAAUUUUGCAAACACUGGAUGAAUUUGUAAGGAGCAAUACAGGAUUGCAUCUUCAAGUAGAUACUUUAGAAGACCAGCUGUAUGACCAGUGUGAUAAUACAACUUCACUUGCUAACAAUGUUGUUGAUGGUGUCGAAAAUUCUGACAGUCAAAUUAAAGAAUCUUUAAGUCAAGAUCAAAAUGAAAAUGAUGAAGUGAGUAGAGAUAUGUAUGUUUCAGAGGACUUUCAAAGAAAAGGCAGGACCACAAGAUAUUAUAGCCACCAGCAAUUACACACAGCUAUGAAAAACAUCCCAGCACUUCCAAAUGAAGAAAAGGAGAUUGAUGCAAUGCUCUGUGCAGAAAACAAACAAUCAAAUGAAACUGAUAAAAACAACAAAAUAUGUAUUGAUGAUCAAUCUAAACAUAGAAUAAGGUACAACUAUAGUUCAGCUGGAAGAACGGAGGAUUCAAAAGAAAACAAUUUUGAUUCAGAUGCAAAAUUUAGAAAAAUUAAAAAUACUAAAGAAAACAUACAUAGAAGUGCAAAUGAUCGUGUUGAAUGGGAACAUCUUGAUAAUUUCAUUUCAAGUAACACUAAUGUAAACAGACUAACAACAUGCAACAAUGUCACAAAUGAAAUAAAAAGCGACAAGCAUGAAUAUGAAAUCAGCAAAAUGCAAAAUGAAAGAUACUUAAAUCCAGUCGAGAAACUUACAGCAAUGAAAGAAAGUGAUAGGUUGAAGAAAUCAGAAAGUGAUGAAAAAUAUCAUAAAUACAUGCAUACGGGUAAGGACAAUAAUAAUGAAAGUAGGUAUUUUGUUGGAGAAGCUAUGAGCAUAAAUAACAGUAAAUAUUUGUCUAGCUAUAGUGCUGCAAAUUACCCCAGAAAUCACAGUGACAGUACUGAACAUAUACCUCUUGAAAACAAGAGAAAUGAAAUGCUUGCUAAUGGAAUAAAAACAAGGAAGGCAAUUUCACAAGAGAUGAAACAAAAUUUAUAUAAAAGCAAUGUUAGUUAUCCUGUUCAACCUAAACAGAUCUCAAGUUGGAGUAGUAAUUCUACACAAACAUUUGAUUACAAUCAUGGGUUACCAUUUAACGUUGAGUCAUUGGCUGUCAAUGAGGGGGAAAGUAAUUCAUCUGGUCCUCAAAUAAACUCCUUAAAUGGCACUUCUAGAAAUCAGCUUGGUUAUGUUUUAGGUUGUAAAGUUCAAAAUAGUAGGAGUGAUCUUGAAAAAGAAUUCCCUCCUUCUGACGAGAUUGACAGAUCAAUUUUCAAUGAAAAGUCAGCUGCAGGGCCAUGUAAAUACACAAACGUUGCAGGGCCAUGUAAAUACACGAGCAAUGACGGUAUUCCAGUGGUAGGGAGGCCUCAUGUUUACGGUGAUACGGAUCGGCAAGAAUAUCAUUAUUUACCAAAUUCCAUUGAUAAUAGACUUGAGCAAAAGGAAUGUCAACAUUUUCAAAACGAUGAUGAUCCAAAAUUAAGUCGUAUUAACACUAAUGAAUCUCAAUUUGUCUUCAGACCAAAAAUAGUAGAUAACUCAACUGACAGAAGAAACGCAAAUUCUGAACAUGUUGGUGGAAAGGAUUUGGUAUGGAAUCCAAAUUUAGAAAGGAUAACACGAAAACCACAGUGUCUCGAGGAACAUCCUGUAAAGCCUAGUAGCAGUCAUACUCAAUCGCUUGCUGAUGAUCUUAGGGAAACUACACGGAAGUUACUUGCCAACUCUCAGCAAUUUUCAAGGUUCGACACUCGUUUAAAAAGACAUCCUUUACAGAAAGUAAGCAUAGGCCUGGCAACACCACGUGUAAGAAAUUAUAAAAACCAAACAACUGAAGUUUUGCAGACCUCUGAAAAUGAGCAUAGAAUGAUGGAGCAAUCUCCUUGGGCAACAGACGAUUCUCCUCCCAUGGAUUUAGAUUACGAAAAUUCUGAGAUUAGCAGAAUGCUUCAAAACGAAUCUGAAACAUCAAAUCGGGUUAUCUACACAAAUCAAACUCCCAGGAAGAAAAGAAAGUUGACUUACCAGUUUGUUCCUGGCAAAGGUCAAACUAAACUUGUCUUCAAGUAAUUGUCUUGUUUUUUUUUUUUUCUUUCAAAUAUCUAUGCGACUUACGACUUCUGUAAAUAAUUGACACUCAACGAGUAUUAAUAAAAAAAAUAAAAGCUGUUUUGUUCGUUGUAUGUGUUGUGAUUUAAUUUGGAAUAAAUAUUAGAAUGGCAUUAAUUGGAAAUGUUUUGUUAUAUUUUACGAUGUAUGUUUUUAAAAAGUUGGUUACAUGUACCAUUUACGCGAUAAACUGAUUUUGUUUACUCAAUUGGUCUUAUAAAUACCACAACCAACAUAGAUAACAUAGACACGGAAAUUACAGAAUAGUAAACUUUAGGUGCAAGAGAACUAGGGUAGUAUUCUCCGUAGUUGCACAUGGUCGUCUCACAGCACUUGCUGCAUUCGGUGGUAGAAUUGUCACCGUCUGUGCAGUAAAAACUCUUAUAAUCUAAGGUGCACGACUGACUAGAGCAUGAUCGGUUAUACGUCUGAAUUGUUGAGUUGAUAAUUGUAACC
Molecule: messenger RNA, 5925 nt
Organism: Ruditapes philippinarum (Manila clam)
Lineage: Eukaryota; Metazoa; Mollusca; Bivalvia; Venerida; Veneridae
Exons: 30
Coding region: 868-5430 (1520 amino acids)
Biological process (GO): resolution of meiotic recombination intermediates
Cellular component (GO): condensed nuclear chromosome
Molecular function (GO): single-stranded DNA binding; ATP hydrolysis activity
Source: RefSeq, a predicted model, not a curated record